Cyclopterus lumpus (lumpfish) is the source of this 2561-nucleotide messenger RNA. It is a transcript of the gene vash1, whose product is annotated as vasohibin 1. Gene Ontology annotation, cellular component: cytoplasm. Gene Ontology annotation, biological process: regulation of angiogenesis. The record is from RefSeq and is a predicted model, not a curated record. The transcript is spliced from 7 exons. Lineage: Eukaryota; Metazoa; Chordata; Actinopteri; Perciformes; Cyclopteridae. The coding region runs from base 721 to 1728 and encodes 335 amino acids.
GCGGCUCGUUGGAAGUGAGUCCAACCCGCAGUCACUGAACCCAGCAGCAUCCGCGUGAACAAUGAACCGGUGAUCACCGGCGGACUGAAGGCGGUGAUUUGGUGAAACGGAGAUGAAGUGGACGCACGAGGAGUGUCGAGGUGAUGGGAUUGAGCUCGAUAUCUGGGGUGUGAAUGACCUCUAACGGUACAGGGAAUUAGUCAUUUGUAAUACUUUGUUGUCUGCCGAGUCAAUCCUCUUACAGGCUGCGGUGGCGUUACAUCGGCCGGCUUGUAACGGCCAAAGCUUAUUGUUGAACUUUCACAGUAUCGGCAAUGAAAUAGGCGACACGCCUCACGGCUAAAUUGCCUUACUGUCUUUAAUUAAUUUAUUUACAUGAACGUGUGCUUAUUGAAUGGCCGACAGUAUAAUAGACCAAAGAGCUGAAUAGUUACAGCAAAGUCGUUCUUUAUUCCAAAAAGGACCAUUUUUUUGUACUUCACCGGGGGGGAAAUCAUUGGUGCUCCAACUGAGUUUUCAUUACAGUAGAUCACCCUUACAUCUAAGACUUCCAUUGACUUUUUGUUAAUUUUUUUAAAUAAUUGAGGCACAAGCUGCUUGAUGUCAUGAGCUGGCCAUCUGUUGUGGAAAUCUAUUUAAACCUGCAAGCAGAUUAACCAGUGAAAGGUUCAAGGCGUCAGUCUGGACGUUUCUGUGCCUUGGCUUCCUGGUGGAGGAGGGAUGCUGAGGCCCAUCGUGGGCUCAGUGGAGCAGAGAGAUGAGGAGCAGGAGGAGGAAGGCGAAGAAGAGUUGAGGGAUGGAGGAGUGCCCUUCUACGUGAACAGAGGAGGCCUCCCAGUGGACGAGGAGACAUGGGAGAGGAUGUGGCGCCAUGUGGCUCGAAUACAUCCCAAUGGAGAAGCUUUGGGGAAGGAGAUCCGGGGUGCCACUGACCUUCCCAAGAUUCCAAUGCCGAGUGUGCCUACAUACCAACCUACCACCACUGUCCCACAGCGCCUGGAAGCCAUACAGAAGUACAUCAGGGAAUUGCAGUACAAUCACACUGGAACACAGUUUUUUGAAAUCAAGAAGAGCCGGCCUCUUACCGCGUUGAUGGACAUCGCUAAGGAGAUGACGCGGGAGGCUCUGCCAAUCAAAUGCCUGGAGGCGGUGAUCCUAGGGAUUUCCCUCACCAACAACAUGCCCGGUGUGGAGCGCUUCCCCCUUAGCUUUCAGUCUCAGUUCUCAGGGAACCACUUCCACCACAUCGUGCUGGGUGUUCACAGCGGAGGCCGCUUCGGUGCGCUGGGCAUCAGCCGGAGGGAGGACCUCAUGUUCAAGCCUCUGGAGUUCCGCACACUGAUGGACUUGGUGCAAGAAUUCGAAGGCGCCUACAGGGGCUACUGGCACACCCUGCGCAAGGUCAGGAUUGGCCAGUACGUGUCCCACGACACUCACAGCGUGGAGCAGAUUGAAUGGAAACAUUCUGUCCUCGACGUAGACAAGCUGACCAAGGAGGAGCUACGGAAGGAGCUGGAGAGACACACUCGAGACAUGAGGCUGAAGAUAGGAAAGCCUGCGCCGCCUUCUCCCACCAAAGAUAGGAGAAACAGCAUGGGUUCGCCCCUCAGAGGACCAGGCAGCCCCAUACGCAGGAUCAGCCGCGUCGAGAGACGCCCCUCUGGAGAGAAGAAGGUUUUGGAGCAAAAAUCUCCUGCAGACAUGAAUGGAUACCAGAUUCGAGUCUGAAGAACUUUAGCUUGCUUGUAGAGUUACAAGGUACCACGCACUUGUUACACAGGCCCAAUUCUUUGUACACAUUGUCCUAUUCACGGGACGCAACGUUGAAUAGGUCACCAGCAACUUUCCCUCUCAAAACAAAUGCCUCAUUCAGCUUCCUUCCAUCUACGUUGUUAGAGGCUCCGUCUGGAGCCGUUACUGCCUGGAGUAAUUGGUGCUGGCAACGUUCCCAAAUUAUAAAAAAAGGGGACAAGAGUGCAGCACUUUGUAAACAACUGCAGCGUUUUAAGAACUUAACUGAACCUAAAAUGUGACUACCACGCAGUGUAAAUGUUUUAUUGGACAUAUCAUAGGUUUCUGUGGUGUUAUUAUGUUCAACAAAAGCUCUUCUGCAAUCUGUAUCGUCGUACUGUAACGUGUGCAAAUUCAUGUCAUGUACUUUUUAAUCCACUUAGGCUCUGCUGGGCAGCAAUUGCUUGUGUAGUGACUAGUGCAAACCACUACCCCUGUGCCUUGUAUGAAAGAGAAGAAAACAACUUUUUAUAUCCACCCCAUUAUUCUCAUUGUCCAACUAAACACAAAGCAGUGCAACCUCUGCUGUGAAAGUUAAUUGUGAGACAAAUUUAAAAAAAAAAUCUAAUAUCCAAAUGCUAGCACAUUUAGCAUGCACUUGACAUUCUAAAGACUGAAUAUGGGAUUGAACACACAAUAUACAAAAGUAUAUUUAAGAGUAUUAGGUCAUCUGUAACGUGAUAUGAGAAACAGAAGUUAUUCUGUAUGAAUAUAUAAACCUUUCACAUGACCCAAGGAGAUUAUCAAGGUGACUUACAGCAACGCAGCUG